AUGCAUUACACAGAUGAGCUGAUGGAAUCGGGACCCGAUUCGGUUUCGUAUCACAAUAUCGACUUCGCUAUGCAUAAGUACCUCUUAUUGCAGAACCAACACGAAGAGCUUCGGCAACAUAUGCACGAUCUCUGUCCUUCAUAUACGACGUCUUCUACUGCAGUUACUUCGCCUUCGGUCUCACCCACCAGGUCAUUUAUUGGUAGCCCAUCCCUUAAGCUCUCUCCUUCGCCCUCACGGAACCAUCGAAGGUCAUCGUUGUCCUCUAAUAGGAGCUCGGGAUACCGAGGCUCGCAGACUCAGCUAGAACCAGUGCUAGACGAAUCAUUGAUCGAGGAGAUGGCAGCAGGAGAACAGAAGCUCUUCGACGUGAAUGAGGGCCUCAAGAGGGCUCUGACGGAGCUUCUUAACUGCGAGACAGUGCGGAAGGACCAAGAAAUGAGAACUUGGGUGCAGACGCGAUUAAUGGACACGGAAAGAGAACUGCGUAGCGGACGAAGACGGCGAAGCCACGGUGGUUCUGAUUGA
Molecule: messenger RNA, 528 nt
Organism: Daldinia childiae
Lineage: Eukaryota; Fungi; Ascomycota; Sordariomycetes; Xylariales; Hypoxylaceae
Exons: 1
Coding region: 1-528 (175 amino acids)
Source: RefSeq, a predicted model, not a curated record